This is a messenger RNA of Calypte anna (Anna's hummingbird), 5553 nucleotides long. RefSeq names its product fibroblast growth factor receptor 3 (gene FGFR3). Gene Ontology annotation, biological process: multicellular organism development; positive regulation of kinase activity; positive regulation of MAPK cascade. Gene Ontology annotation, molecular function: fibroblast growth factor binding; ATP binding; fibroblast growth factor receptor activity. The record is from RefSeq and is a predicted model, not a curated record. Lineage: Eukaryota; Metazoa; Chordata; Aves; Apodiformes; Trochilidae. Gene Ontology annotation, cellular component: membrane; signaling receptor complex.
CGGCGGGCCGGAGGCAUGCGGGCGGCCUGGGGCUCCGUUUGGUGCCUGUGCCUGGCGGCGGCCGUCGGCGGGAUGCCGGCGGGGCGGCGGGGCAGCGGCGCGGCGGCGGAGAGGAGCGGCGGGCAGCCGGCAGAAUACUUGAGGAGUGAGACCGCCUUUCUGGAAGAGUUGGUGUUUGGAAGUGGAGAUACCAUUGAACUUUCCUGUAACACCCAAGGCUCUUCUGUGUCUGUUUUCUGGUUUAAAGACGGUAUUGGGAUUGCACCUACCAACAGAACUCAUAUUGGACAAAAACUGUUGAAGAUAAUCAAUGUAUCCUAUGAUGACUCAGGGCUGUACAGUUGCAAGCCAAGGCAUUCCAAUGAAGUCCUGGGAAAUUUUACAGUCAGAGUUACAGAUUCCCCUUCAUCGGGUGACGAUGAAGAUGAUGAUGAUGAGUCAGAAGAUACAGGUGUCCCCUUCUGGACCCGGCCAGAUAAGAUGGAGAAGAAGCUGCUGGCAGUUCCCGCCGCCAACACCGUUCGCUUCCGCUGCCCGGCGGGUGGGAACCCAACUCCUUCCAUCUACUGGCUGAAAAAUGGCAAGGAGUUCAAGGGAGAGCAUAGGAUUGGGGGCAUCAAGUUGCGACACCAGCAGUGGAGUUUGGUGAUGGAGAGUGUUGUGCCAUCAGAUCGAGGCAAUUACACCUGUGUAGUGGAGAACAAAUAUGGCAAUAUUAGGCACACAUACCAGCUGGAUGUAUUAGAAAGAUCACCCCACCGACCAAUCCUACAAGCAGGGCUCCCUGCCAACCAGACCGUGGUGGUAGGGAGCAAUGUGGAGUUUCACUGCAAGGUCUACAGUGAUGCCCAGCCUCACAUCCAGUGGCUGAAACAUGUGGAGGUCAAUGGCAGCAAAUAUGGACCUGAUGGGACACCCUAUGUCACAGUGCUGAAGACGGCAGGUGUUAACACAACGGAUAAGGAGCUAGAGAUUCUGUACUUGCGAAAUGUUACUUUUGAGGAUGCUGGGGAAUAUACUUGUCUCGCAGGGAAUUCUAUUGGGUUCUCACAUCAUUCUGCUUGGCUGACGGUGCUACCAGCAGAGGAGCUCAUGGAAAUGGAUGAUUCGGGCUCAGUGUACACUGGACUUCUCAGUUAUGGAACUGGCUUUUUUCUCUUCAUCCUCGUACUGGUUGUUGUGAUUAUCUGCAGGAUGAAAAUGCCAAACAAAAAAGCCAUGAACACCCCCACUGUACAGAAAGUCUCCAAAUUUCCACUCAAGAGACAGGUGUCAUUGGAGUCCAACUCUUCCAUGAAUUCCAACACACCCCUGGUCCGGAUCACACGUCUCUCCUCCAGUGAUGGGCCAAUGCUGGCCAAUGUCUCUGAGCUGGAACUGCCUCCUGAUCCCAAGUGGGAAUUGGCACGCACUCGCCUGACCUUGGGGAAGCCGCUCGGUGAGGGCUGUUUUGGCCAAGUGGUGAUGGCGGAAGCCAUUGGGAUUGAUAAGGACAAGCCAAACAAGGCCAUCACGGUUGCUGUCAAGAUGUUAAAAGAUGAUGCCACAGACAAGGACCUUUCUGACCUGGUCUCUGAGAUGGAAAUGAUGAAAAUGAUCGGGAAGCACAAAAAUAUUAUUAACCUCCUUGGUGCCUGCACUCAGGAUGGACCUCUCUACGUGUUGGUGGAAUACGCUUCAAAGGGGAAUUUGCGGGAAUACCUCAGGGCACGUCGCCCACCUGGCAUGGACUAUUCCUUUGACACCUGCAAGCUGCCUGAGGAGCAGCUGACAUUUAAAGACUUGGUUUCCUGCACCUACCAAGUGGCCCGUGGCAUGGAGUACUUGGCAUCUCAGAAAUGCAUUCAUCGGGACUUGGCAGCCAGGAACGUGUUAGUCACUGAAGACAAUGUGAUGAAAAUAGCUGAUUUUGGCCUCGCUAGAGACGUUCACAACAUCGACUAUUACAAGAAAACCACCAAUGGUCGGCUGCCUGUGAAAUGGAUGGCUCCAGAAGCCUUGUUUGAACGGGUCUAUACUCACCAGAGUGAUGUCUGGUCUUUUGGAGUGCUACUAUGGGAGAUCUUCACUUUGGGAGGGUCCCCAUACCCGGGAAUUCCUGUUGAGGAGCUCUUCAAACUCUUGAAGGAAGGCCAUCGGAUGGACAAACCCGCAAACUGCACCCAUGAUUUGUACAUGAUCAUGCGGGAGUGCUGGCACGCCGUCCCAUCACAGCGUCCCACCUUCAAGCAGCUGGUGGAAGACCUGGACAGGGUCCUCACUGUGACAUCCACCGAUGAGUACCUGGACCUCUCGGUGCCCUUCGAGCAGUACUCACCAGCUGGCCAGGACACCCACAGCACCUGCUCCUCGGGGGAUGACUCUGUCUUUGCACAUGACCUGCUGCCCGAUGAGCCUUGCCUGCCCAAGCACCCCCCCUGCAAUGGCAUCAUCCGGACGUGAGGACACCCUGGAUGGAUGGAUGGAUGGAUGGACGGACGGACGGACAGACAGAUGGACAGGCGGGCAGCACACUGCCCACGGAGGUGCGAGGGUGGGGCACCAGGGAUGAAACCAGAGUGAAGGAUCUUCCAAUGGAACUGCGUGGUGGUGCCUGGAGAGAUGUCUUGUUGUCAAGCUGUUCAGGGUGAAAAAAGAAAAUUUAACUUUUUUUUUUUUUACUUUUUUUUUUUCUUUUCCCAUUUGCUGUAUAAAAAGUCAAGAAGCACUGUUUGUCCUGAAGGAACUAAUUUCUUGCCAAGAUGAUCUAUCAUAUAUGAUUAUUUUAUUUUGGGGUUUUUGGUUUGGUUGGUUUUUUUUCAUUUUUUUGAGGAUUUUUUAACUCAGCAGAAUUUUGAAACUGGAGGUGCUGACCCCUCCAGCCUUCGUGCUUGCGUUUCGAGUGCCAGAGUAGCCGUUCUGUGCCUGCAAUACGAAGAAGAGGAAAAAAAAAUCUUCCUUUUUUUAAAAAGAAAAAAAAACAACACAGAACAAAAGAAAAAAGUGUAAAGAAUGUAGAAAUUCUUUGCUUAUGCAAUCUGUACAUGAACCUUUUUGGUGGAGCUGAAAAGCCACGUUGCCUGCAGGGAUUCAUAUAUUUAUAAAGAUAUCUAUAUUUUUGUUGUCGUCGUUUUUAUAGCAUCAUGAUCGUAUUACCCAGCUGCAUAGAAGGUAUCCUUUUUUGGAAGAAGAUUUAAAAAAAAAAAAAAUUUAAAAAAUUAAAAUGCAACCCAUCACGGAGAAAGGAAAUAAUAAUAAUAAUUAAAAAAAAAAAAAAGAUAUCUGAAAAGAGACAUUCAAGUCAUCUGAAAUGGCAGUGCUUUGGCCUGGCUCAGCAGCUGCUGGUCCCUGCACGGGGCAGGGGGUGUUGGGGCUGAGCCAAGGGGGGGAGCAGCCCCCAGUGGUGGCCAUGGGGGUCCCCAGGCAGGAGAACAUCACCCAUCCGAGAGGAGACCUGCCCACAUGGCAUCUCAAGCCACAGCCUGACCUUGGGGAACAGCUGUUUGUUUUUUGGGAGGAAGGGGGGAAAAGGAGGGGGUCAUGUUGUUGCUUUUGGGGGGUUUGCAGAGUUCUGCUUGCCAAGGGGCAGGGGGAGGGCAGCAGCCCCUCCACCCACCCCUCCACGCCAGCGGUUUGGCUCCAUCUACGUGCAGUGACUCGGAGAAAGAAGUUACGGGUACCUGUAGGCAAGAGCCUUUAACUUAUAUCAAAAAGGUUUAUUCCAGAGAAUCUGUGUAUAUAUCUAUAAAUAUAUCCUGUAUAUAUAUAUAAAUAAAUAUAGAAAACCAGAAAAAAAAAAGAAAAAAAAAGAAUGUAUAGUACUAAUGCAACGUAAAGCAGUACUGAGAGAGUCUCAAAAUAUGAGCAUUGCAAUCUAGGAUAUACUGAUCUGGGCAAAAGAAAAGAUUGUUUGUUUGUUUGUUUGUUUGUUUUAUAUCUUCACAGUUUUGUUUUAAAAAUUGUACCUUAACAUGUAUAUUUGUAAAGCUAUUUAUAGACAUUAACAUAUCUGUUCAUUGGUUUAAAUAGCGUAGAGUUACUGUAAACUUUAAAUUUCACCGAGUUUAAGGGUGGGUUUUUUAACUUAUUAAAAUGGAGAAAAAAUAUAUUAAUCAAGUUUUUCUUUUGUGUUUAUGGGAAAUAUUGAAAGAAUGUAUAGGUGUACAGUCCUUUAACAAAUUACAUUUAAUGUUAUAAAUAUAUAUAUAUAUAUAUAUGUAUUCAUUUUAAAAAAAUAUUAGUUUAUCCUGGAUUGCAGUGAGCAAAAGCAAGUUUAUUUUUCAAUACAUCAGCAGUGGUUAAAACCAAACAACUAUCAACAGAGAGAUGAUUUUUACAUGUUUCAGAAAAACAGGGCCAAGAAUUCUUCCAUCAGUUUAACCACUCUGCAUUAAGGGGGUGUGGGUGUUUAUUUUUCUAUUUUCAAAUGAAGGUAUUCUUUGUGGUCGAUUUAAUAACGAGUAUGCAGCAAAGUGAAGUGUUGACUUUGGAUGAUGCGGGGCAAUUUUUUUUUUUCCUUUUUGCCCAUACUGUUGUAUUUUGGGCUUCAGAAAUGCCAUGUGAGCAGAGCAGCAAAGAGUGACACUGUUUGCAGGAGAGGUGCAGCGACUGCGUGUUUUCAUUUACAUUUAACUCACUGGAAAAUGCCAGUGAUACCUGAUUUUCUGUGUUCAAAAUGCUGUGCUGGUUUUUUUCCUCAGAGUCCUGUAGCAGUUCAAAAGCACAGGAAUGAACAAGGGAAUUCUAGUGUGGAUCAAGCUGACAAGGGGGAGAGGGAUUUGGGCUUGGAUUUUUUUUUCUGGGUUGUUUCUUUUUGUUUUGGGGGGGUUUUUUGGUUUGGUUGGUUGGUUGUUUUUUUGUCCAGAAGACUUUAUCUACUACCACGAAGAGGCAAGGUACAUUGCAUCCUGAAUUCUUUCCUUUCCAUUUUUCUCUGGUGCAUAUUACAUAUCAUUAUUUCAGAAUAACAGGAUGACAGCAUCUCAUUUUAAGAUUUUUUUUUUUCUUCUUAGAGCCACAAAAUUCUUAUCCUAAAAUAAAUAAUUUAUAGUCUGAGGUUAUUUCAAUGGAAGUUUGAGAAGGUAGAUUUCUAUAGAUUUUUGUUUUGUUUUGUUGGAAUAAAAAAAAAAAGAAAUUUUUGGUAUUUUCUUACAAAUGUCUGCUAAUUGUGUACAUUCCAAGUACUCGAAGCGUUGAGUUUUCCUGUACUGAAAAAAGAAAAUGUACAAAACUGUGCAUGAUUUCAAAUGUUACUAGAUAUUAUAAAUAUAUAUAUAAUUUAUUGAGUUUUUACAAGAUGUAUCUGUUGUAGACUUGUUGACUUUAACAUUUCUUAUUCAAUGCUUAUAUAGUUUUAUAGCCUGGACUAUUAUCUUUAAAAGCUUAAAAAAAUUAAAUUUUCCAAUUUUGUUACAUUUUAUACUGUUGAUGUUACAAUCCACAGGUUUGCAUAGUGUGAUUUUUUCAAUGAGCAACUCUGUUCAGUUUAUUUUAAUACUGUAUUUCUGUGCCUGACAGCUGCAGCUGUCAAAGGUGUGAGAUGAACACUAAAUAAAACUAUUCUGCUUUUGUUAA